Molecule: messenger RNA, 1467 nt
Organism: Sorghum bicolor (sorghum)
Lineage: Eukaryota; Viridiplantae; Streptophyta; Magnoliopsida; Poales; Poaceae
Exons: 7
Coding region: 120-914 (264 amino acids)
Source: RefSeq, a predicted model, not a curated record
AUCACACACAGGAGUCAGGACACUCCUCCUUCGUCUUCCUCCUCCCUCGCCGUCGCCGCUCUCUUGCAUUUGGGAAUUGCCUCGACCUUACUACGACUACGAGUAGCGAGAGAGCAGAGAUGGCGGGAUUGGCGGCGCAGCUGCAGCACAUAAAGAGCCUUUAUUUCGGCCCCUCACCUGCCAAGGGGGUGAUGCAAGAUCUGGAGUAUGCCAUGAGGACAAAGGGCGGUUUGACCCCCGAGGAGGAGAAGACGCUCCGGGUUUACAAAUUCCUUCCAGCUUUUUCCUUCUUCGCGGGUUCAGUAUGGGGCACUUUGGUGGGGUGGUUCAGUUUCGGCAAAGGACUCAAAUUGCUUGGGCUUCCACUUCCACCUAAUCCUCGGUUUGUAAGAUUUUGUGCAACUUCUGGCUGUGCUUAUUUUGUUGGAAAGGGCUCGGCUCGUGAAAUCAUGCAUCAAUGCCCUGCAAUGCUUUUAAACACGGAAGAAGGACGCAUGAAGAUGGAGCUAGCUAACAUAAUACUCAAUAAGCAUAGUGAUGAUGCAUACCUGGUUAAUGCUGUGAAAAGACACUUUUUUGCCGAGCAUCUGUUCGAUGAUCUGCAUCAAGAUCAACCACUUUUCAGGUGGCACCCACGCCGUUCGUAUAUCGACGGCACCUUUGUAGAAAGAAUGAAGGAAGUUGAAGCUGCCAACUCUGAUGGCGUGGCCAGAUCAAUUGCAGGAGAGACAAAUGCGAACACUACACCAUUUGGAGAUCUGAUGGAGGACUCACUAGCCUGUGUACUAGGUUCUUCCGGAUGCAACUUGGAAAGCAACAAUCCCCCAGAAAAGACGGGCACUGUCCUGAAGCGAAGCGAGCUGCGAGCUCGCAGAAGAGGUCGCAGGCAUCAUCAUCGGCAUGCUGAUGACUAGUUUGCUGUAUUGUGAAUGUUCGGUCGAAGUGCUGUGGAAUACCGUAGACGUUAGCGUUCUAUUUGAGCCUCAUGCCCCACAGUUGCUGGGACGCUCUCUCAUUCGUGCGGGAGUUAAUCUGCUGUGCCUGUUCAAAAUUUGUAGGCUGGACAAUGCUGUGUCAGUCGUGUUGUCAAAAAAAUGCUGGGGGCUGUGGUUGUUGCAGUUCGUGAUCCACAUAGGCUACUGGAACCGGAGCAGAUGGCAGUUCAGUUUCAAUUCUUAUCAUAGGCUACCUCAGGGACAUGGUAGGAGUGCUCCUUCCUAACACCAUCAAUCUCUCUUCUUCAGUCCGCUAACUCUGAAAAUGGAGUGCACUGCAAGCUCUAAGUUACUGUUGCUUUCUCUGCUGUGCUCGCCUGCCAAUAGGCAGUAGCCGUUGUACGCCCGCCAGAUACUCGAUCAAAUGUCCAGAUUGCAUCGUGUUUUCUUGUUACUCAAGGUUAUGCGAUUAGGUAAAUUUGUUUUGAAUAAACAUAUGAAACAUUGAUGUCUGGAAACCGACCUGAGGAUA